AGAACUGAGGCUCACACGCAGCCUGGUCACAGCACUUCAUGGUUGUCCAGCUCCUUACAGCCAUCCUCACAAUAACGAAGGUUAACUUCCUUCACUCUAUGGACUCCUAGCUGUAUCUGUUCCUGAGGACUCGAAGAAUCCCCUCGCUUCCUUAACUUUAAUCUCACACUUCUGGAUAACUGUCAGCGCUACUCACUGCCAGGGUUGGGCAGCAACAUCUGGAGCAGUUAAAAAAGCAUGCAAGACGACAGUUUAGAAACCUCAACUUCAAUAUCUCAGCUUCUGAGAGAGAGUUAUUUAGCAGAAACUAAGCAUCAAGGGAAGAGUGAAAGAAGCAGAUCAGAGCCAGUUUCUCAGAAUUUCCAUUAUGGCAAUGCUUCUGGGGAUUCAGAUGAGGUAGCUGCCCAAGAUGACCUCCCAGAUCUCUCUGCCUUUUUGAGCCAAGAAGAGCUUGAUGAAAGUGUAAACCUGGCAAGACAAGCUAUUGAUCAGAAUCCACUGGAAACUAAACAGGAUGAGCUUCAGGCACAUCCACAGCACCCCCCAGAUCAGCUGAACAACACAGGAAAACACAAACAAAUGGCACAGUCUACAGCUUUGAAAACGUCAGACAACAGCCUGCACUCCAACUUCUGUCAGGAACACAUCACAAAUACAAAGGGGUCCAAAGCGAGCUCUCAAGAUCUAAAGAAACACCACCUCCCUUCUGAAUCAGAAUCCAAAAAGGAAUUCCUAAACAAGGCGGCAGAUUUCAUUGAGGAGCUUUCGUCACUUUUCAAAGCUCACAACUCUGAAAGAAUACGACCCCGAACAUGCAAAAACUACAAGAGCAAAAUUGAUUCUAAGAACAAGUCUGCUCAAAAAGGUAGCUCGAGCCUGUCUCUCGCGUCAGAAAACAGAGAAAGGCUUUCCAUUCUAACACCUCAAGACUUGGAAAACAAACCAGGGAAAACUUUGGAACAAACAGACGAUCAACAGGCAGCAAACCUGGAAUCUAUCAGUCAAUUAACAAGUGCAGAGCUGAAAACAGAGUCAGAAUCUGCAUCUGUAUAUUCUGAUGAGCCCAUUGGACAACCACCACGCUUUACUCAAAAACUGAAGAGCAGGGAAGUUCCUGAAGGAUCUAAAGUGCAAUUGGACUGCAUUGUGGUAGGAAUCCCAGCACCUGAAGUCAGGUGGUACUGUGAAGGGAAGGAGCUUGAAAACUCACCAGACAUUCAAAUUAUCCAGACAGGUGAUCGGCACUCAUUGAUUAUUGUUGAAGCUUUUGAGGAGGACACAGGGCGCUACUCGUGCUUUGCUUCCAACAUCUAUGGAACAGACUCCACUUCUGCAGAGAUUUACAUAGAAGGCAUCUCUUCCUCUGACUCUGAAGGUGAAAUCAUCAAAGACGAAAUGGAUCACAAACCAAAGGCAGCCAACACCUCUGUGAAUGCAGCAUCUCCUGCUGUCAGAACUGCAACCAAGCAUCAAGAAACCUCCAAGGCGCCACCAGCUGUGGUUCAGCCUGUGUCUGUACCUGUCCAGGCUGUGUCAACUCCAGUGAACCAGGCUCAAAGCCCUACUAACUACUUGCAAGGACUGGAUGGAAGACCUAUAAUUGCAGCUCCUGUAUUUACAAAGAUGUUACAGGAUAUUUCAGCUUCUGAGGGGCAGCUUGUUGUUUUCGAAUGUCGGGUGAAAGGAGCUCCUUCCCCAAAGGUUGAAUGGUAUAGAGAAGGAACACUGAUAGAAGACUCUCCAGAUUUUAGGAUAUUGCAGAAAAAACCACGAUCUAUGGCUGAACCAGAGGAGAUUUGUACUCUCGUUAUUGCUGAAGUAUUUUCAGAAGAUUCUGGCAGUUUCACCUGCACUGCAAGCAAUAAAUAUGGCACAGUGUCCAGUAUAGCUCGCCUGACUGUCAAAGCACCUGAAGACAGCAGUAAUGCUGCUGCCCUUCACACAACGAGCUCCAUCGACUUUGUUGCUACGGAGCACCAGGCUCCCCCACAAACUCCUCCCAGUCACAGAGCAAAUCAAACACCCAAAGCUAAACUCGAAGGUGUUCUUGUGAACCAUAACGAACCCAGGUCCAGUUCCAAGGUCGGGCUCCGUGUCCACUUCAAGCUGCCUGAAGAUGAGAAAGGAAGUGAAUCAUCCUCAGAGGAUGGACCUGGCACCACAAACCAAAUCAGACCCAACCAUUUCCCAGAGAAGAUAAAUGGGCAGCCAAUGAAAAUACCAGAGCCAACAUCACCAUCCAAGGAACCUCCCCCAGUACUGGCUAAACCAAAGCUCGAUCAGAGCCAGUUAAAACAGCUCCACAACCAGGUCUUGCUUGAACAACAGCAGGUGCAUCAGGCGUCUCUAAGAGAGCUCUCAUUCAACACCACUUUGGUGAAUUCUGCUACUUCCUUCUACCAGCAGUCCACCUCAAGCCUGUACAAGCAAAGCUCGGCCUCUGCCUCACAAGCCUUCGGCUACAGCCGCCCCAAGCAGCUCCUGCCACCACCAACGCCCCCGCCGGCCAGCCCCUCUGCCAGCUCCUCGGUCACGUUCAGCAGCAUCCCUCAGGCAACUCAGAGAACAAACGUGGAAAACUUCCUAGGAAAUCCUCCACCCGCCCCAUCAAGGCCGUCAGGAGGGUUUACAAGUAAAAGCGAACAGUCUCUGCCGAGCCCUAAAGAAUCCGUGGUGCCCCCGUUAACGCUCUCCACGUGCAGUGUAAAACAGUUCCAGGCACAGACGGUGACUCCCGCUCCCCUCUCCCCAACUGGACGGAUCCAGAAUCCCGUCGCUUUCCUUAGCGCCGUUCUCCCUUCGCUUCCCACCGCGCCAUCCACCAACGCCAUGGGGCUGCCCAGAAGCACACCGGCCACCCCAACCCAGGGAUUAACAAAGAAAAACCUGAAGCCUCUGCCAUUAGCAACAGAAGACUCUAUUCGGGAAAACAAAGUUGCACUUGUAAAGGACCUGGAAAGAAAACUGCAUUUCAGAGAGGAUGCUAAUCAACAAAGUGGUCAGCAGGAGUACAGGAUUUCAAGCUUUGAGCAGAGGCUGAUGAAUGAAAUCGAAUUUCGCCUUGAGCGGACACCGGUGGAUGAAUCGGACGAUGAAGUCCAACACGAGGAAAUCCCUACAGGCAAAUACAUAGCUCCCAUCUUUGAUAAGAGACUCAAGCAUUUUCGGGUCAUGGAAGGAUCCCCUAUUACAUUCACCUGCAAAAUAGUUGGAAUACCUGUUCCCAAGGUCUACUGGUUCAAGGAUGGCAAGCAGAUUUCAAAGAAAAACACACAUUUCAAAAUGAACAGAGAGGAAGACGGAACAUGUUCUUUACAUAUCGAAGCUGCUAGUAAUGAUGAUGAUGGAAAUUAUACGAUUAUGGCUGCAAACCCACAAGGGAGGAUCAGUUGUUCAGGACACCUGAUGGUUCAGAGUGUCCCUUUUCGGGGACGAAUAUCAACAACUCAGCCUCACAGAACACGACCCCGGGUGCCAGAAGGAGACAAAGAGGCAGUUCAAGAACGCUUUUUCAGGCCUUACUUCCUACAGGCUCCAGGUGACAUGGUGGCACAUGAAGGGCGGCUCUGUAGGUUGGAUUGUAAGGUGAGUGGGUUACCAACUCCAGACCUGACGUGGCUCCUGAAUGGCAAACCUGUGCUCCCAGAUGCCAGACACAAGAUGCUGGUCAGAGAGACUGGAGUGCACUCUCUGCUCAUCGAUCCUCUCUCCCAAAGUGAUGCUGGAACUUACACCUGCCUUGCCACUAACAAAACAGGACAAAAUUCCUUCACUCUGGAGCUCACUGUUGUAGCAAAGGAAGUCCAAAGAGCGCCCAUGUUUCUGGAGAAGCUUCAGAACUGUGGUGUUCCAGAAGGUUACCCCGUCAGAUUAGAGGGCAGAGUUGUGGGAAUGCCACCUCCCGUAUUUUACUGGAAGAAAGACAACGAGACCAUCCCAUCAAACAGAGAGAGGAUGAGCAUGCAUCAAGAUACAACAGGGUAUGUCUGCCUCCUGAUCCAGCCUGCCAAGAAAGCAGAUGCUGGCUGGUACACCUUGUCUGCAAAGAACGAAGCUGGCAUUGUCUCCUGUACUGCUCGACUCGACAUAUACGCUCAGUGGCACCGGCAAAUCCCACAAGCACUCAAGCUCCGCCCCGGUGGCAGCCGCCAAGGACUCGACAUCUUCUCUGCCUUUCCAGCUCCUGAGAGCCCUAUGCUGUUUUCAUCCCCCACCCAAAAGUUGGUGGAGAGUGAAGAACUUUGAAAAACAAACACUUGGUUCAGUUCCACCUGCGGAGAUACUUAGAACUGUGAAAAACUAAAUAAUAAUAAUAAUAAAAAAAAGAGGUACAACUCACGAUGCUCAAGGUUUACAAGCAACUUGUUUGUAAUUAAGGGUUCUGCUGCUGCAAAUGCUGCAAGUAAUAUAUCGUACGAGACAUUUGUGUAUGAUUUUAAUGCAGGAUAAUUGUGGUAUGGAGUGUUGUGCAAUAAAUUCAGUACUGUGUAGUUUGCUAAGAAUUACAUAGUAAACAUAGUUUUCAGCACCUAAAAGCCAGUACCACUUUCUUGAAUUAGAGCUACUGCACUGUAGCUGCCAUGGUAAGGAUUGAUGAUGAUUAGCUGGAAUACUGCCAGUGAAAGCACUGACAUUACAGUAACACCAGUCCUGAAUGAGGGUAAACAACAAGACUUUGAAUGUAAUUUUAAAAACAUGCCAAAUAAUCACAAAGCACAAGUUAAAUGAAAAAGAUGUAACUCAUUUUUAUAUAUGAUUAUUAUGCCAACCUAUUCUAGAAUUUUUGAACUCCAGACUAGAUAAAUAUAGCAUUUCAUCUAGGUACAGCUGUAUACCCUAAAUAUUUAUAUCUGUGUGUGUGUGUACUCCAUGGACUGUGUACUCUUGAUGUAAGGGUUCAUAAAAUAAGGUACAGGGCAUGUGCAUAAGGUGCAUAGGAAAUGGAAAUUCCUGUUGUCUGAAACAUGCUCUCUUGAGCCCGUAGCUGAAACUAUUUUCCAGAUGUACUUCAUACUUUUUUCAUGUUAGUGAUCCUCUGACUUUAACACAGAUGAAACCAAACUUGUCACUUCAUGGCUUUUAAAUAACAGUCUCUUUUUCCUAAUUUUUAAUGUGCAUCUACGAUCUAGCUCAUUUUAUAGCUGAAUGGAAAGGAAUUGUGACCUGGUAAAUUUUCACCACCAUUAAGGAAACAAUAACAACUGUGGUGUCUAAUAGGAAGACAGAAAAUACUGUUAAUAUACAAAAGUUAAGAAGUUAAGCAACCCUUAUAUGCAAAAAGCUAAAAAAAACACCAAAAAAACCAGUAGUAAUAAAUAAGGCAAAUUAAUGAAAGCUCAAUAGGUCUUAAGUGACAACACGAUUGAUUUAAAUAUAUACUGGCAUCUAUGCACUUACAUUAAUACUCCCAGCUGUUAGAAUCUGUGAAUGUCUAAGAUGUUUUCCUGCAUCUUUAAAUUACUGCUAACCCUCUCCUCUAGACAUUGUUUUCAAGCACUUACUGCUUUCAACAUGGCUGCAAGAUGCAACAAAGUCAUGAUCAAAGUCACUGAGAUGAAAAAAAAUUCUAAGAUACUUUCAUUUCAGACUAUGUUUGGGGUUUCUUCAAAUUUAAAAUUUUAACUUUAAAAAAAUCCCAUAUGCAAAGAAAACAAUGAAGAGUUAAGAGCAAAAGAAUAUUGGAUAUAGCCAGAGACUGAAAAGGAGAAUGCCUUUCACUGAGCUUUCCGCAAACAGAGCUUCUUUUGUUCCUAACUGUGGAUUCCCUCAGGAUUUAGAGGAAGCCAAUUUCUUGUGUUGUUUUACUUCCCACCUGAGUGAACACAAUAAAACAAAACCAUCAUUAUAACCCUCAUACUUCUGUUAGAAACCUCAGGCAACUCAACCCAGACUGGACAGACCAGAAAGCUAAAACACAAUCUUAUCCUAAGAGUUAAAACAAGGUGCAGGAAUUUCCAUGGGAAAGCAAAUGUUGCCCAUGUUGUAUCUCUUCCCUGACAAACCAAAUAAAACUCACAGCUAUUAAAAGUGACGCAUUGAGUUAAGUGACUUCAGUAAUGAGAUGCACAACUUAAGACAUACCGUGGGUCUGAUCUUCUAGGACAGAGAAUCUACUACUCCUGUUACCUUCACUUGGUUUUUAGGAUGGCUUAGGGAAUCCAAAACUACACCCAAAACUUCAAGUUUCCCAUAUUAGCUACUACUCUUGGAAAACUAAUCCAAGAAACGUUAUUGGGUUUUGCUUGCUUAAUUCAGUGCUGUUGGGAAAUGGAAAGGUAGGAAAUUAAGAAACAAAAGAUCAAACUUACAUCUACAGCCCCAGUCUUCCCAUUAUUUCACAAACCAGAGAGUAGGUUUUGAUCUCAAAUAUUCCAGGUUGUAUACUGGCCAUCAGGCUUUAUCCCUAAGCUUAGUCAAGAGAUGGCCUAUUUGGAAGUCCCCUGUGGCUCUUUUGCCUGGCUGAGAAUGAGUGGUUGGACUAUAUGACCCCCUGAGCUUUCUUCACACCUAAAUCACUCAAUGCUUCCUAAAUUAUUUUAUUUUCCACUGCCUGUCUAAAUAUCCUACCUGCACUAAGUUACCUGUAGCUGAGUAGAAACUAAGAAUUCAAGCAAGCACAAACUUUUCCUUUUUGCUGGAAUCUAACCUAUUAGGCAAGUCCAGCUACACGAGUUCUUCACACUGUGCAGAAGAAAGGAAUGCUAGUACUCACCACUGGCAAGUAUCUAGUUACCCAUGCUGGAAUCACACUGACCAGGAUUACUGACACCAGUAGUGGUUUCCACAUUUUACAGCAUCAGAUUUCGCACCCUAAAACGCAGUGCAAAUUAAAAGACAAAGUGCACAAUGCAAACAUACAAACUGUAUCUCUUCACCUUUUCUCUGCAAUAUCAGUGGAGCGUCUCCAAACUCGCAUCAUUACAACCUGAGCUGACAUACUGACCUUUCAGUGGUACAAUGUUUCUUAACGUGCACAUUCAGUUCUUUGGAAGUGGGAGGACAAGAAGCUGAAAGACUUUUCCUAAAGGUCUGUGUAAGAAGGAUUAAUCCUUAGUCAUUCAAGAAGGGGCCCCAGAAAUCCCAGUGCGACUCAGGCUACAGAAAGCAGAUAACAAAAGAUGUGUUAGCUGAAUUCUAAUGUUCUCUCCUGAACAGUAUUUCCUGGCAAAAAGAUCAAAACCCUUCACAUUUUUCUACAAAAUGCAGAAGUCAGCAAUUUCAAUUCCUUUCAGUAGCUCUGAUAAAAACGAACUCAUGCUCUAACCCCAAAUGGUCUGUAGUUGUUACAUUUUGUUCCUUAACUGCUACAGGACAUUUCUCCUCUGCGUGUACUGAGCCCACGAAGUGAGCCUGUAAAGGCACCUUGUGUGAAUGGGUGUCCAUGCUGUUUAACGAGUGGUACUGAUGUGCUCAUCACAAGGAAGAACUUGCAAGAAAACAACACCAAAAUUACGUUUGUGUUGUUAAGUGGUAGAAAAGACUAGGCAAAAAGGCCUGGGGAAGAGAAGGACGGUAGGACAGUCCUGUGUUGCCACACCAUGUCAGGAUGUGCUAGAGCCACUCUGCUCCCUCCUGAACAACAGGGCUGCUCAUUGCUGGUUUUUACUGAAUAAUCAGUUCCACGUCACACUAACACAAACUUUUCAUUCUCUUAUUCAGGGCAGGCUACUGCAGCAACAAAACUUAAUGCUCCACUGAAGUCACUGUUAUUUAUUAACUUCCAAAAGUCCAUGAAACCACCACAAUGUGGAGCAUAAUGCUGUGUGUGAUACAGAAACGCUCAUGUUUGUAACCUCUCAAGCACCUACUGAUUCACAAUCCUGUAGGUUUAUUCAGUUUCCCAUUUGCUCCCAGUCCUGGUUUUGUAUACAACCAGUCAGGGGCAUGGUGUAUUGCAAACUACAGCAGAAACGACACCUUUUGUGUUGCAAUUCUAGAUUUCAAAAAGUAUUAUUUCUGCUUUAAACUUUUGGUCUAGAUUGAUGCAAAGGCAGCCUGCAGCAGCAUUACAUAUGGGUCUGCACUGAUAUCAUUGGACCUCUUGCCUUAAAACCAGGAUUGAGUUCCUUGCUUCCACAUGGAAGGUGGAGCAACCCUCCUGAACACCUUACAUCUGCUAACACGAGGAGAUGCGAGCACACACUGCAAAAAGGAAAACCCAGGUCUGCAGUGUUCAUCUCAAUACGUAAACAACUGUCAGUCCCAACUGUUCACAGUAAUUGUAGUACUUCAACCAAUGAAUCCGGAAUACAGGUUCAUGGAAGAACUGUGUUCUUAAUGCUACCAGGUUUAAAAGCCUUAGUUUCCAAAAAAUGUCUUUACAAAACCUAAUGAAAUCUUUAUACUGUUAAUACCAGAGAAGUGAUUAAUUGAUAACUGUCUUAUUAUUUCCAAUACAAAAAUGUUCAAUUUGAGACUUAAAAUUCUAGUUAAUAUUUCUUCUUGAUUAAAGUUGAUUUUUUUAAAGUCAUUCUCAUUGGGAAGAAAAAUGUUCAUGUCAUUUUUAUAGGAUAUUUUAAGUGCACAUGAAAGGAAAAAAAAAACCAAACACCUGCCUGUUCAGUAAUGUAUUUCCAUUCACCUCACCUGAACUUAAAUAAAUGUUUCAGAGUUGCAUACAAGACUGUCCUCCACAUGUUCAAACAAUUGUGAACAUGUGCAACAAUGCCAGAAGUUUUCUCAGAACUUUGCUGUGACAGCUGAUUAACGAAAUCAGACUUUACAUUGUUUAGAAGAAAAUCAUAAAUAUUGUCAAGUUAUAUAUU
Messenger RNA from Hirundo rustica (Barn swallow), 8765 nucleotides. RefSeq names its product myopalladin (gene MYPN). NCBI's taxonomy places the organism in Eukaryota, Metazoa, Chordata, Aves, Passeriformes, Hirundinidae. The record is from RefSeq and is a predicted model, not a curated record. The transcript is spliced from 21 exons. The coding region runs from base 238 to 4245 and encodes 1335 amino acids.